This is a messenger RNA of Solanum stenotomum, 561 nucleotides long. RefSeq lists its product as uncharacterized. Gene Ontology annotation, biological process: chromatin remodeling. The record is from RefSeq and is a predicted model, not a curated record. The transcript is spliced from 3 exons. Gene Ontology annotation, cellular component: nucleus. Bases 1 to 561 code for a protein of 186 amino acids. Lineage: Eukaryota; Viridiplantae; Streptophyta; Magnoliopsida; Solanales; Solanaceae.
AUGAGUCCAAAGUUUGUGAAGGAUACCUUGAUUAGGAUUGAAAGUAUCACCUGUCUUGAGCAUCGUGAUCCAUCUUGGUUUUUUCACCUGGGGUGGCUCCAUCACGCUAGCAGUGGGGCUAGAAUAGCUUCAGCUUCAGCUUCCUUAAAGGUUUUUGAAGAAGAAGUAGGUCUAGGAAUGGGUCUCAAAGGACACAAAGUUGACGGACUAGACCAAGAUGAUCUUCUAUGUGAUGAAGAUCUAGUAUCAGAAUUAAAUGGAGGUGGAACUUUGCUUCUGGAUUUCACUAAAGCCUUUGAGUUGGUGAUUGCUAACUCAUGCUUUCCGAAGAAGGAGAACCACGUGGUUACCUUUCGUGGCUGGAUAGCUAAGACUCAGAUAGAUUACUUACUCCUUAGGAAGGGUGAUAGAGGUCUCUAUAAGGAUUGCAAGGUUAUCCCAAGUGAAAAUCUUACUACCCAACACAAGCUUUUGGUGAUGGACCUAGAAAUUAAUAGGGAUAGGAGGAAGAAGAUUGUUUUUGAUAUACCGAGGAUUAAAUGGGGUGGCUUGGAGUGGUAG